AUAUUCUCCAACCACCUGCUCCUCUCCUCCCCUCUCUCCUCUCCUCUACUCUCUCUUCUCUCCUCUCCUGUCCUCUCUCCCCGUUCCACCUCCACUCUUCUCCUCUCCUCUUCCCUGGUGCUCUUCUCUCCUCUCCAUCCCCCGCUGCUCCUCCACUUGGCCUCAGGAGACGAGGAUGAGGACGAGGCGGGCGAGGAGCGGCUGCCGUCCUGCUUCGACUACGUCAUGCACUUCCUGACGGUCUUCUGGAAGGUGCUGUUCGCCUGCGUGCCGCCCACCGACUACUGGAACGGCUGGGCCUGCUUCAUCAUCAGCAUCGUCAUCAUCGGCUUCCUCACCGCCGUCAUCGGGGACCUGGCCUCCCACUUCGGCUGCACCAUCGGACUCAAGGACUCCGUCACCGCCGUGGUGUUUGUGGCCCUCGGGACGUCAGUACCAGUCUUCGUGGCCCCUGGGACAUCCGUGCCAGGAGUGUGA
This is a messenger RNA of Engraulis encrasicolus (European anchovy), 477 nucleotides long. Its product is annotated as sodium/calcium exchanger 3-like. The record is from RefSeq and is a predicted model, not a curated record. The annotation marks the transcript as partial. Gene Ontology annotation, cellular component: sarcolemma; axon; postsynapse. Gene Ontology annotation, molecular function: calcium:sodium antiporter activity. The transcript has 2 exons. Lineage: Eukaryota; Metazoa; Chordata; Actinopteri; Clupeiformes; Engraulidae. Gene Ontology annotation, biological process: calcium ion import across plasma membrane; sodium ion transmembrane transport.